Messenger RNA from Gallus gallus (chicken), 641 nucleotides. Its product is annotated as DNA replication licensing factor MCM7-like. Lineage: Eukaryota; Metazoa; Chordata; Aves; Galliformes; Phasianidae. Gene Ontology annotation, molecular function: ATP binding; single-stranded DNA binding; single-stranded DNA helicase activity. The annotation marks the transcript as partial. Gene Ontology annotation, cellular component: nucleus; MCM complex. The transcript has 5 exons. Gene Ontology annotation, biological process: DNA replication initiation; double-strand break repair via break-induced replication; DNA strand elongation involved in DNA replication. The record is from RefSeq and is a predicted model, not a curated record.
GUGAACCGAGCGGCGCUCACAGCGGCGGGCAGCGAGAAUGGCGCCGCGUGACUACGAGGGGGAGAAAGAGAAGGCGAAGCGAUUCCUGCGGGAUUUCUGUCGCCACGGCGCAGACGGCAAAGAGUUCCCGUACCGACAGCAGCUGGCCCUGCUGGCUCACCGGGAGCUCCGUGCCGUGUGGGUGUCGCUGUCGGACGUGGCAGAGGAGGAUCCGGCCCUGGCGGAGGCGGUGGUGGAAAACGGGCGCCGUUACCAACAGCUCUUCAGCGACGCCGUGCAGGAACUGCUGCCCGACUUCCGGCAGCGCCCGGUGUCUCAGCGGGACGCCCUGGAUGUGUUCAUUGAGCACCGUCUGCUGUUGGAGCAGCGCGGCCGUGAGGGGGGGGCUGCACGCCCCCCCCACCAGAUGUACCCCCCUGAACUGCUGCGCCGGUUUGAGCUGUACUUCACCCCCCCGGACACCUCGAAGCCCCUCCCCAUCCGCGCCGUCCGGGCCGACUGCAUCGGGCGGUUGGUGACGGUGCGCGGCGUCGUCACCCGCGUCAGUGACGUCAGACCCAGAAUGGCGGUGGCCACGUACAGCUGCGACCAAUGCGGGGCCGAGACGUAUCAGCCUGUGGGUUGGGGGGGGGGGUUGUGGG